Messenger RNA from Trichobilharzia szidati, 2811 nucleotides. The record is from the annotation of a GenBank genome assembly. NCBI's taxonomy places the organism in Eukaryota, Metazoa, Platyhelminthes, Trematoda, Strigeidida, Schistosomatidae.
AUGGAUGCUGUAUUCAACAAAUUAAAAACAAAAGUUUCAAGUGCUCUACCUGGUAAUCCAUUAACUCGAGAAUAUGAAAUUGAAAAACAAAUUGGUCAAGCUGGUCCUGGUUUACUAUGGAAGUUGUAUUCAGCUAAAAAGCGGUCAACUCAACAUGAAGCUACUAUAUGGAUUAUGGAGAAGAAAUUGUUAGAAUCUUAUCCAAAAACACAACGUGAUUCUAUGAUAGAAAUACUUAAACAUGGUGUAGCAACUCUGACACGAAUUAAACAUCCAAAAAUACUAUCUGUACUUCAACCACUGGAAGAAUCACGUGAAAGUUUAGCCUAUGCAUCAGAACCAUUGUUCACUUCACUGAAUAGUGUAUUGUCGAAAGAAUUUAUCAACACUGGACAACAACAGAAUGAAUCUAUGGAAUUCUCUUUAUCAGAUAUUGAAAUUAAAUAUGGUUUAGUACAGCUCGCUGAAGCUUUAAACUUUCUCCACUGUGAUUGUCAUCGUCUCCACUUGAAUUUAACACCUGAAUCUAUCGUGAUUAAUCGAUUUGGAAUAUGGAAACUUGGCGGAUUUGAAUUCUCUCAGGCAAUAUCUAAUCCAGACGGGAAACACUCGGAACAGUCUACUAUUGUCAGAAUUCCUACCUGGCAGUCAAAUUUAAUGCCUAAUUGUCAACUGAGUUUAAAUGCUAGCAGUCCAGAGGCAAUUUUACAAGGUGAAGUGACCGCUGCAAGUGAUAUGUUCUCUUUGGGUCUAUUAAUCUGUGCCCUAUUCAAUCGUGGUAAAUCAAUUCUCUACGUGGGGAAUGAUUAUUCAGCUUAUAAACGAACUGUGAAACAGCUGCCGUCGACAUUGUCUGCUAAAGCGACCAAUUUACCGAGUAAUUUGAAAGAAUAUGUCAAAAUGAUGGUUUCGUCGGAUCCACAAAUUCGACCAGAUGCUGUUCAAUUUUUAAGAACACCGUAUUUCGAAGAUGCUUCAAUGUCUGUACUGCGCAGUGUUGACAAUAUGUAUCAAUUGGAUAAUUUGGCUAGAUCACAAUUUUAUAAAUCCCUACCGAAUUCUAUUCAUACUUUACCAAAACGUUUAUGUCUGUAUCGUGUAUUUCCUCAAAUUGCCGAGGAUUUCUCGAAUCCACAUAUGGUACCAUUCAUUCUACCCGCGGUUUUACAAAUUAUGGAUAGUGUCAGUCAAGAUGAAUUUAUUCAGUAUAUGUUACCUCGUCUUAUCCCUGUGAUGACAAUGAAAGAGCCUAUUCAGGUGAGUUGUGAUCACACAAUGAUUAUAUUAAUAUUUUUACAAAAUUUACAUAUUCUAAGUGCAAAAUUUCCAAUUAAAGAAUUUCGUAAUUAUGUUCUACCAAUGUUACAAUUAGCCUUAGAUAUGGAUAAUAAAAUGAUACAAGAACUCUGCCUUAAAUCAUUACCAGGUAUAGGUAAAGCAAUGGAUAUUAGCGUAUUGAAAAAUUCCCUUCUACCUAGAAUACAAAGGUUAUGCUUAUCAACAGAAUAUUUAUCAACACGUAUGCAUUGUAUCGUGUGCAUUGGGAAGUUAUUAGAUCAUUUAGACAAAUGGAUUGUUAUGGAUGAUAUUCUCCCAUUUUUACAACAAAUUAAAUCACGUGAACCGACAAUAUUAAUAGCUGUACUAGGUAUAUAUCGUUUAGCCUUUAGUCAUGAAAAAUUGGGUAUAAGUCGAGAGAAAUUAGCAACCAAAGUUCUACCUCAUCUCAUCCCAUUAUCAAUUGAAAGCAGUCUAAAUUUAAAACAAUACAGUGCCUAUGCAUCGUUGAUACAAGAUAUGUGUAAACACUUGGAAAGGGAACAAUUCAGCAAAUUGGAACAGUUACACGGUGCAACUGAUGAAAACAGUAUGCUGAGAAUUGGUAAUCUAGAUGAAAGUAUGUGGAAUUCAUCAAAUUCUUGUUCAGAUUUGAUGACUCGAAUAAUUCAUGCCUAUGUGAAUGAUGCUGACCAAUAUAUUAAAGGAAAUACUUCACAAUCAGGUCCAACUAAUAACAGUAACAAUAAUAAUAACAAUAACGAAAGUAAAUCAUCAUCACCACCUAUUAACCAAAUAAAUGGUUUAUCAACUAAUGAAAGCAAUAAUAAUAGUAAUAAUAUUCAUUUGAGUUUAGAACAAAAACGUCAGUUAGCUGCUAAACAAGAACAAAUUGAACAGUUAUCGAAGUGUAUCACACCAUUACAACAAGGCCAACAAUCUUCUAUUGGACCAAUGAAAUUGACAACCACGAAUAAUAAUAAUAAUAAUAAACCAAAACCAAUUGAUAUUACAAGUUCUUUAAUUACUUAUAAUCUGAAUGCUUUAAAUAAUAACAAUAAUAAUAAUAAUAGCAAUACACUGAAUAAAGGAUCAAAUCGUUUAGGUACCGGGAUCCCAUUAUCGUUAAUUACACCACCUCAACCUCAACAGCAGCAGCAACAACCACUACAAUUGACCUACGGACAAAAUGGUGUUUUUAACGCUUCUUCACCUUAUUCAAACAAUUUUGUUCAAGGUCAAAACACCAUGGCGUCUACAGUGUCACCGAAUGCAAUAGUUCCAUUAUCCUUCAAUCAGAAUAAUAGUAAUAAUUAUGCACCAUUUACCCCAAUGACAUCUCCACCAAUCAAAUCUGUCCAACAGUAUAAUAAUAAUAAUAAUUCAUUCUAUCCUAUGUCGACCAAUCAGAUGGCAAUGCCCUUGACGCCAUCUUCACAAUUAUUAUCCAAUCAAAAUUCAAUAAAUAAUAAUUAUAAUCAAACCUCUAUUAAACCGUUAUCUAAAGGUGAUAUAGAUGAUUUGUUAAGUUAG